Messenger RNA from Saccoglossus kowalevskii, 824 nucleotides. RefSeq names its product large ribosomal subunit protein eL18-like. Gene Ontology annotation, biological process: translation. Lineage: Eukaryota; Metazoa; Hemichordata; Enteropneusta; Harrimaniidae. Gene Ontology annotation, molecular function: RNA binding; structural constituent of ribosome. Gene Ontology annotation, cellular component: ribosome; cytosolic large ribosomal subunit. The record is from RefSeq and is a predicted model, not a curated record.
AAAGUCUGCAGCUCAAACUGUAAAUUUAGAACUUAAUAAUUGAUAUGUAUUACAACUCUGUGGAAUUAUAUAAGCCUCGCUAUUUUACUAAUUGUCAAGUAAAAAAUAUGUUCCCAGUAAAACGGAUUUAGCGCAAAAUAUUGUAGGUCAUGCAAGGUCAUAUCACCCAGCAUGCAAUAGUAUUCGAUCUCUUCCGUCGACGAACAAGAUGGGUAUAGACCUCAACCAUCGGAACCUGAGAAAGGUUCACAGAAAGAAACCGAGAAGCAAGGAUGUCUAUCUCAGACUGCUCGUCAAGCUGUACAGGUUUUUGGCUCGCCGAACUGGUGCCAAGUAUAAUAUGAUCGUCUUGAAGCGUUUGUUCAUGAGCCGAGCAAACCGCCAACCCAUGUCUAUUGCUAGAGUGACUCGUCAAAUGAAAAAACCAGGACGUGAUAACAAAACUGCUGUUAUUGUAGGAACAGUCACAGAUGAUCUGAGGAUAUUUCAGAUUCCUAAACUCAAAAUAUGUGCACUGCAUGUGACAGAGGGUGCUCGUUCUCGUGUUCUCAAAUCUGGGGGUGAAAUCAUCACUUUUGAUCAGUUAGCUCUGCGAUCUCCUAGAGGACAAAACACAGUGCUCCUUCAAGGUCCACGAAAAUCCCGUAAAGCAUACAGGCACUUUGGAAAAGCUCCUGGUGUACCAAACAGCCACACUAAACCAUUUGUACGAGCUAAAGGCCGUAAAUUUGAGAAGGCUCGUGGUCGUCGUGCAAGUCGAGGUUUCAAAAAUUAAAUAUUACACUUAUAAUGCAGAAUAAAACUGAUUUUCUGUGAGGAACAAA